AGAAAAAUGUGUAAAUCAGCCUAGACAGAUACCACGUCAACUUAUCUAAAGAACUGUGGCCGGUUACGUAAUGAGGGGAAGAAAACAACAUAUACCUUGUUUAUCGUCCCGGACAGGAAUUUACUGGUAUUUCGGUCUCGGUGAAUUAUAUCAGCGCCGCUGGGUGAAUUGUUCCCGAUAAAUCUCAAAGUAUUUCCUUUCUAGUUCGGAAAAGUACUUUGGAGCCACGGCCCGAAGGGACAUGUAGCUCAGGUCAUCGACUGUUAAAAACUUGGGAAUUCGUAUAUUUGUGGAAAAGAGGCUCAAACUGUGAACCAGAUGUUGAAAAGAUGACCAUUUAUCUUUGGAUCAUACUCUUCUUGGCACAAAGUAGUAGAGCAAUCCAUGGUAAGUUUGAGCAAUUAUCACUAGACUGCACGGCUACGUCUCAUGAAUUUCUAAUUAGGCUAUACUGUUGAACUCCGUUUGGCGGAAUGCGUUUGUUCAGCGUUUGUUUGUCAACACCGAUCGAUGUUAUUUCAGGGGUUGAUAGUCCAAAACAAGGGACCAACACCACCGCUUAGGUGUUCUGCACACAAUUGAGUGUUCUCUCUCCAAAAGUUACAGUAGGACUCCCUAUCAAGACCUGGGUCAAAUACAUUCUGACAAAUACUUAAGGAUUUGAGGUGUUUAAUUUAUUUUGGGGUUUGCCGUUUUGGGCCUAUUCCAUUGGCUCCAAGUAUUUAAAAGGAUACUAUUUUUACAUAGGCCUACAGCAAGGAUCAUCAACUAGAUUCAGCCGCUGACCGAACAUAAUUAUAAAUUAUUUGUAGACUCCAAAAAGCCCAAACAGAUAUAAUGUUUGACUGAAACAUAAUAAUGUCAAACCUUCCUUACAUUUGUAUACGUUUACGUGUCUAUCUAUUAUGCGUGGGAAUACUUGGGAACAGAUUAAUGAAAUUAAAAGGGCUUGGAGUGGAUUUCCUGGUGUUUUUACAGACGUAAAAAUGUAUGCACACACGACUGUAAGUCGCUUUGGAUAAAAGUGUCGUAUUGUUAUUAUUGUUAUUAUUAUUACUUUUAUGUCCAACAAUGAAAAAAAAUGUUUUUUGCUCAGAAAACUUGGUGGGCCAAAUAAAACCACUUCUCUGCUGAUCCUCUCAAGCUCUGUCAGGUUGGAUGGGGAGCGUUACUGCACAGGUAUUUUCAGGUCUCCAGAGAUGUUAGAUUGGGUUCAAAUCCGGGCUCUGGCUGGGCCACUCAAGGACAUUCAGGGACUUGUCCCGAAGCCACUCCUGCGUUGUCUUGGCUGUGUGCUUAGGGUCGUUGUCCUGUUGGAAGGUGAACCGUCGCCCCAGUCUGAGGUCCUGAGCACUCUGGAGCAGGUUUUCAUCAAGGAUCUCUGUCUGUACUUUGCUCCGUUCAUCUUUCCCUCGAUCCUGACUAGUCUCCCAGUCCCUACUGAUGAAAAACAUCCCCACAGCAUGAUGCUGCCACCACCAUGCUUCACCGUAGGGAUGGUGCCAGGUUUCCUCCAGAUGUGACGCUUGGCAUUCAGGCCAACGAGUUCAAUCUUGGUUUCAUCAGACCAGAGAAUGUUGUUUCUCAUGGUCUGAGAGUCCUUAAGGUGCCUUUUGUCAAAUUCCAAGCAGGCUGUCAUGUGCCUUUUACUGAGGAGUGGCUUCCGUCUGGCCACUCUACCAUAAAGGCCUGAUUGGUGGAGUGCUGCAGAGAUGGUUGUCCUUCUGGAAGGUUCUCCCAUCUCCACAGAGGAACUCUGGAGUGCUGUCAGAGUGACCAUUGGGUUCUUGUUCACCUCCCUGACCAAGGCCCUUCUCCCCCGAUUGCUCAGUUUGGCUGGGCGGCCAGCUCUAGGAAUAGUCUUGGUGGUUCUAAACUUCUUCCAUUUAAGAACGUUGGAGGCCACUGUGUUCUUGGGGAUCUUCAAUGCUGCAGAAAUGUUUUGGUACCCUUCCCCAGAUCUGUGCCUCCACACAAUCCUGUCUCGGCGCUCUACGGACAAUUCCUUCAACCUCAUUGCUUUGUUUUUGCUCUGACAUGCACUUUCAACUGUGGGACCUUUAUUUAGACAGGUGUUCCUUUCCAAAUCAUGUCCAAUGAAUUGAAUUUGCCACAGGUGGACUCUAAUCAAGUUGUGGAAACAUCUCAAGGAUGAUCAAUGGAAAAACAGGAUGCACAUGAGCUCAAUUUCGAGUCUCAUAGCAAAGGGUCUGAAUACUUACGUAAAUAUGGAAUUAUUUUUUUUCCUUUUUAAUACAUUACAAAAACCUGUUUUCACUUUGUCAUUAUGGGGUAUUGUGUAGAUUGAUGAGGAUUUUUAUUUAUUUAAUCAAUUUUAGAAUAAGGCUGUAACGUAACAAAAUGUGGAAAAAGGGAAGGGGUCUGAAUACUUUCCGAAUGCACUGCAUAUUUAGUAUAGGAUACAUUUUCUGCCAUCUGUAAGUUUAAGAAACAUUUCCUUUUGCCUUAAUUCCUUUAACAAAAACCCACAUCUUUAAGAUAUUUUAUAAUGAAAGUUCACAGAAGUAACCAGUAAAGGUAGACCUAUCACUUAGUUAUAGUGCUUUUACUGAUAUCAAUUUUGUUUAUGAUUUUUGUGUAACAGAAUUUCCCAAAAAUUGGUAACGAGGAAAUGGUCACUGAGGAAAUGUUGGGAGUCUACUGUUGAUGAUACUUAUAGGAUUUUUCAGAGGUUGCUGUUGACGCAGAUUCCACAGUAAUUAUUGGGGUCAAAUUUGUCUUCACUUUUGUGGAUUGGGGUGAUCAGUCCUUGGUUCCAAAUAUUGGGGAAGAUGCCAGAGCUGAGGAUAAUGUUAAAGAGUUUCAGUAUAGACAAUUGGAAUUUGUGGUCUGUAUGUUUUAUCAUUUCAUUUAGGAUACCACCAACACCACAGGCCUUUUUGGGUUGUAUUUUGUCCUGUAGUUGGAGAAUCCAGUGGGUUCUGGUAAUCUUUAAUAGCUGUUUCCAUGAUUUGUAGUUAAUCAUGUAUAUGUUUUUGCUGUUUUUCUUUGUUAUGGAGACAAAAAGAUUUGAGAAGUGGUUUAUCCAUACAUCUCUAUUUUGGAUAGGUAGCUCUUUGUGUUGUUGUUCAGUGUGUGCCAAUUUUCCCAGAAGUGGUUAGAUUCUUUAACUACGCUGAUUUUUGACGUCUUCUUCCUUCUUUCUUAGUGUAUUACUUUUUUGUUUUAGUGUUUCACCAUAGUGAAGGUGUAGGCCCAGGUUUUCUGUGUUUUUGGUUGGAUAUGUUUCUCAAUUUCUUUCUUAGGGUUUUGCAUUCUUCAUCAAACCAUUUGUCAUUGUUGUUAAUUUUCUUAGGUUGUCUGCUUGACAUUUACAUUUGAUAGGGAAGUUGAAAGGUUAAAUAUACAGUUUAGGCUUUCUACUGCCAAGUUUACACCUUCACUAUUGCAGUAAAAUGUUUUGUCCAGGAACUUGUCUAUAUGGGAUUGGAUUUGUUGUUGCCCAAUUGUUUUUUGUGAGGUCUCUACACUACUUUCCUUCCAGCUAUAGUGUUUCUUAAUAGGACGUCAAUGUUUCACAAGUUUGGACAGCACAGUACAGUACAGAAAAGUUUAGUAUAGUACAAUAAAGAAAAGUAGAGUAUAGUCCUGUACAGUGGAGUUCAGUAGAGCACACUAGAGUACACUAUAAUAUACUGAACUAUACUCUACUUGACUAUACUCUACUGCACUGAACUAUACUAUACUCUACUGAGCUCUACUGUGCUGUACUUUGAUGUAACAACUUGUGAAACAUAAACAUCUAUGAUUGGUUCAGAUUUGGUCCGGACCAACCAAUUUUGGUCUUGUUUGGUGGCGGAGCUCAUUAAAAUAAUAGCCAGUGUGUAGAAUAAUACCCAAAUAUGCAAAAUAAGAUAUUGCAUAUUUCUACCUUUUUGUGUACCUAUUUAGGAUACAUUACCAUGAAGAAAAUGACAUUCAUAUCCAUAAUUAUGCAUUUAUGUGUAGCAUAGAUCAGGGACCCAUGAUGCAAUUCCGUAAAGGCAAUUAUUUUACCAGGUGUAAAUCCACUUCACUUACUGUUCAAUAACCAAAAUAUAUUUUUCUAACUCAGGCUGUCAUGUCAUAGCUGACACCCCAUUAUUUCUGCAGACAUCUUCGAAUCUUAAUUCGGAGGAGCUAUUUAACAGAGUUUUUGGAAAAUGUGGUCACAUAAAAAACAUUUUGUAGGCUACCUUUUGAGGGGUAUCUAGCUAGCUUUCCUGUAAUGCUCACUACUGCAUGUGUGUUGGAGUCUAACAUAGCCUUAGAUCCCAUCCAUUAUCUUUUCUUCCACAUCAUGUCAUUUAGAGUAGUGAAGGACCCCUAGUGAAGAAGAAAGGACCACAAUGAACUCUGGUGUCUCCUGACCUUUGACUUCUAGGACUCCUGUUCACCAAGAACCCCACCAACCUCACGGUAACCCAGGGCAACAUGGCUCGCCUGGGUUGUUCCAUCGAGGGCCUGAGUGAGCCGGAGAUCGUGUGGAUGAAGGACGGAGAGAAGCUGUACAGCACAGACCAGAUGUACAUCACCGUGGAGCAACACCACUGGGAGACCUUCCACAGGUCAGCGCUUUGGUUCAGUCUCCUACUGUGAGACCUUUAUUGUGAGAACAUAAUGUGGGACUUUUAUUUUGUUAUCAGUCACUCCGGCUUUUGGGGGAAAGAGCAAGGGUUGAUGAGUAAUGCUUCAGUUUAGAUUUUCUCCCAGUGUCCAUGGUCAUUCUUAUCACCAUCCUUACACUACCAUUGUUUAGACGGGUACAGAUAGGUACUCUACUCCAUCUGACAGAACUAAGCACAGAGAGCAAUUGGAUUUCACAAUGCUGAAUUCAAUCUAUUUCACCAGAAAUCAUUGGGAGGCUGUUUUGCAAAUCAUCAUCCUUAUCGCAAGCAAACUAACCUUUACUUGAAGUGUUGCAAAGCACUGAGCUCACUCACCAUCACCAGAUGGAGCUAUCCUGGCAGUUAGUUGAAACAUCAGAGAAAGUGCUUCUAAGUUUAAUCAUAAAGCUGGUCAAAUAACAUUAAUUGUAGCUUAAAGCAUUGUUUUUUAUCCUUCAAAAGUCUUCGCUCUUGUGUGAAUUCAAUAACGUUGUCAGUCUGCCUUAAAUAUGCUGUGGAUGUUUGGAGGUAUUACUACAGGUAAUAGCCAACAGCAUGUAGGCAGGCAUGGCGUGUUAUGGUAUGAGUUUGUUCUGUGUUAUGGAGAAACAUGCGGUGUAAUAUCGUAAAUAGAGGUAGUGAUGCUGUUCCUGGCUUUGAAUACUUUCUCCCCCUCUGACUCAACAUCAGACCUGGGUUUAAAUACUAUUUGAAAUCUUUCAAAUACUUUGAGCGUUUUCUUUAGCCUGCCUGGAGUGCCAUGUAGGUGGGAUUUUCACUUCUGGGACUUUUCUAUUGGUUCAAAUUGCAAUGGGUAAGCUUAAUCAAGCAAAUUAUUUCAAAUAGUAUUUGAACCCAGGUCUGCUAAAUAUGGCAGAAUAGAACUUACAGGAUUUUAGCAGGUUUGGGUGGUGUUGGGGGAGGUUUAAUAAUCAGCUUGGGGAUGCUUUGUUCCUGGCAGAAAGAGAAAGAACCUGUAAAUAACAUGGCUGGAGUGGAGACAGACAGUGGUCUACCCUUACCGUAACCGACACAGCAGGUAAACCAGACCCCAAAGAGGGGCAGGCAGGAUUGGAAUGCAGUCAGCUGCCUGUGACUGUGAGUAACUUAAAGCUUGAGGCAGACUGCUGGACCUGCUGGUAAAGUGAACUUGCAUCGCCAGUGGCAGCCGUUUUCUGUUAAUCUCAUGCACAUGUACUGGGCACUGAAGCUCAAAGGUCUGCAGUUUGAACUUCUCUAAAGUCUGAAACAUUUUUCCUGUUUCCUGCUCAUCAUCACACAACAAGAAUGUCCUAGAUAUCAGGGACAUUCACCAUAUGCUAUGUCUAGUCUAAAGAACUAGAAUGAUGUAAUAGAUAUCAUUUCUGUCAUAUUUCUGUGGUCCAGUGACUAGUCCUUCAUUGGUUGUUGGUUGGAGUGGUGAGUUUGGUGACGAUUGGUGUCAGAAGUGGGAUACCAUACCUAUGAGUGAAUAUGACCUGUCAAUGCUCACAAUGGUUUCCUGAGUGACUACUAACAUAAAUGCACUGUGUACUCCUGCCCCAAGCUACUUUAUUGAUCCAAUUAGUUAGUGUCCUACUCCAUCCCUCAACAUAUCCUCAAGGGGUUAUUUAUCUUAGUUUUAUUGUCUGUUUUUCUUCUCCUACCCAAUUAUGUGAUGGGCUUUUACCUAAAUGUUGCCUAAUGGGUCUCCCCUCCUCUAUCAUUUUGAAAUGUGCAAUAUUUAGCAUACUCUCAUGUAAAGUACUAGGAGAAUCAAUGAGUGUCUCUGUCUGUCCGGGUGGUUUCAGUGUGAAGUCUGUCCAGCAGCAGGAUGCAGGGAAGUACUGGUGUGAGGUAGAGUUCCAUGGCUUGACCAUCUCCUCUGAGCCCGCCUGGAUAACAGUAGAGGGUAAAUCAAUCAAUACAUUUAAAUCAAUACAUUUAGCCCUCUGUCUGCAUGCCUGCGUCUUGGUAAAUCCAUAUGAAUUCAAUCACUUUUUGACAGCAUCCCUUUUGAUUUAAACACAACUUUCCAUACAUGUUUGCCUAUGGAAGAAGUGGUCAGAAAGUGACUUUUUGGACCUGAACGCCGAACAAUUCAGGAGAUAAAGGUGCUCAAAGUUGACCCAUUCUUCAUACCAUGAGACAUCCAUGUCUUCAUCACUGGAAAACAUAAACGGUUGAAUUUGAUGUAAUUUAAAAGCUUCAAACAGGGUUGUCAAACUAUUUUAUAACUUCUUGAAUUAAAAAAAAACCUUUUACAGUUAUUAGUAAAAACAACAUGUACACUUUUUUCAUAUUCGCAUAUGUUGUAGCUUAGACCCUACUUUACAUCAUCUGAAGUUUUUGUGUUGUGCCCGCCAUUGGUUGAGACACAACAUGCUCUUGAAUACAGGGUGGGUGACAUUUCAAUCCUAGAAAUAGAAUUCGUAGAAUGGACCUAUCCAGCAAUUUAGCUGGUACACUAUUGACAUUUUAAUUUCUAAUUACUACCACAAAGAUGGCCGCUGGUCCACCCACCGCCUGUCAACUUAAAUGGUCAUGUGUAUUCUAUAUUUCUAUGAUUUCAAUGGGUUCCCUAUGGAGGAUUGACCGUAUAAUUUAAAACAACAGAUAAUCCAACCGUCUUUGUGGUAACAUUCUAAAGUAUUCCCAUUUUAGUACAUUUAUCAGCCAAAACAUGACAACAACCCUGUAUUCAACCGGUGGCGGGCACAACACAAAAACCUUAGAUUAUGUAAAAUAGGGUCGGUCUAAGCUACAACAUAUACAAAUAUUAAAAAAGUUUAUGCGAUUUUAGAUAAUUGACGUAAACUUUAAGCACCUUUUAUCUCUUAAUGUUUUGGCAUUCAGGUCCAAAAAGUCACUUUCUGAGCACUUCUACAAUGGGCAAAUAUGUAUGGAAGGUUUCGCUCAAAUCAAAAGGGGUGCUGUCAAGAAGUUAUUGAAUUAAAAUGGAUUUACCCCUCUCUCUCUCUCUCUCUUUCUCUGUUCCCAUCUAUCUCCAGGUGUCCCCCACUUUAUACUUGAGCCCCAAGAUGUAGCCACAUUCCCUGGGGUGCCCUUUAACCUGACGUGUGCUGCUGUGGGCCCCCCGGACCCAGUGGAGGUGGUCUGGUGGCUGGGGGGAGUACGGAAGGUUGAUGUCACUUCCUCGCCAUCUGUACUCCAUGUUAACGGUAAGUCUCUACCGGGCUGUUUCUCAAUAGUCUUUACUCAGUCUCUUUAGUCUUUACUUGAAUCCGUGCAUCCUGUCUCCUCGCCUUCUUCUCAAAACACAUUGGAGGAGAAUAUCACACUGGCUGGUUAAAUCAAUAGUGACAUAUGAAUCAUAAGAAUAUCAGAUUUCGUUUUCACAUGCUGUUAGUUCAGUAAGGUGGACUGCCAUCGGUCUGUUGUAAGAGCUUCUCAGACAUGAGUCAUACAUUACAAGGAAGAGAUAUUGGUUAUAUGGCAUUCAAGCUGCUCCUAGAGAUCUGCGCGUGAGUUGGAAAUAGAACUGUUUGAAUGGUAGAACGAAGCCAAAGGUUAUUCUCAGUGGGUGGAACGCUACUGAAGGGCUUUCUUGCUCUUUCCUCUAUGAGGGUUUACACUCAGAUGUUAUCUAUGCUAUGCUGAUGUCUACCAGUAAAUACACAGUACUUUUUUCUAUGGGCACAGCACUGUAUACAGCACAGAAUGUAUGACAUGUAUUUUUGUUGGCUAUAGAUAGGGAAACCUAUACCCUCACCUGUAAUAUAAUGUUUCCCCUUAUCUGAAAGAACAAAUGUUAUGACUUGAGAGUGGAAAUGCACUGUAAUUGGUUGAAAACGCAUACAAGUGUAAAUGUUUGUUUGAUACUUGUAGUCCACAAGAGUGGAUUGACUGGUUUUUCAUUAGAAGUCUGCUUCAUUCCCUUCUCGUGAUAUGUAAGCCUUUCGCCUUAGUGGCUCGCCUCCUUCAUUUCCUGCUUAUGUUUAGCUGGUUCAGUUCCUCUGCCCUAUGUAACUGGACCUGCACCUUCCUCUGCUGUUACUCUGGUGGAUCUCAUUCAUCUCAAUCAAUAUUGCUGACCAGAGUAUAUAGGUAUUCCCUAUUAGUGCACUACUUGACUUGACUUACAAAGACUUUGCUGCUGAGUUCUAAUUCGGAGUCAGGAAUGAAGAAACGGAUGUUUACCUAGAAUGUGAGAGUAGCCAGACGUGUUUCAGUCCAGCUGAUGGUUCCCUGUUAUGACCCUGGCAUGUUUUUCUGUGAAUGUCAGUCAGUGGAUGACUAACCAGGUAGUGGCCCUCAGUGCCUGGUAUUGUGUACUGUACUGUACAAUACACACACACACACACACACACACACACGUUUGUUUUACUAUCCUUGUGGGGACCAAACAAUUGAUUCCCAUUCAAAAUCCAAUUUCCCUAACCCUUAACCUAAACUUAACCCUAAUUGUAAACCUAACCCCUAAGCCUAAAAUAGCCUUUUUCCUUGUGGGGACCGGCUAAAUGUCCCCACUUGUCCGAAUUUUCCUUGUUUUCAUAAUGUUCACAGUGUGAAAAUUACUCAUUUACAUGGGAGAAACAGACUGUUGGUCAGGCAUAGUAGCAGGUGACUGGUUUAAUUCACUCUUGGCAUCGACUAAACGCUUACCUUUAAAGGGCUCUGGCUUGCGUAGAUCACUUAACACGUUUCCCUCCUCUGUUCCCUGUCCCUGUAGGUGUGAAUAACAGCAUCAAGUUCUACUGUGAAGCCAAGAAUGCCAGAGGUAUCUCAGUAUCGCGAACAGGCACUGUGCACAUUAAAGGUGAGAAAUUAAUGAAUAAUCAAUGCUGUCAUGAGUGUGACUAAGGCAUUUUUCUAAUUAGAAUAUGCUGCCUGAUGAAGUUUGGUUAGUCAAUGCACAUUGCAGUAUGCUGCUGUUACUUAGCUAUUCUUGUCUGCUCCUCGUCCAGCUUCUGUGCAGAGUUGGAUGUUUGUAAAUCUAAAACCCUGUCUUUUCAUUGACUGUAGUCCUCCCAGCAGCCCCUAAAGGUGUGCAGGUGGUCCAUGUGGUGGAGAACAAUGUCACGCUGGCCUGGAGCCCUGGCUUCACUGGACACUCUGACCCGUCAGUCUGCACCAUCCAGGUAAAAAUGUGUAUUCAAUUCUAAUACUCCAGUCCCACAGAUAAAAAUGAACCAAACCAGCACAACUGAGAUGUCCGGCCAGUGCUGUAGAUUUGGCUAAAUUAUAUUUAGAUGUUCAAUAAAGCAGUUAUGAUAUAUACAAGCAAACUGACACACUCAGUCAGAAGUUAAAUGUAUUUACUGAUUUUUAAGAGAUGUGGUUGUUGUUGUUGAAAGUAGUCUGUCAGUGCAAUUUAGGAUGGGAGUGACAACCAUCAGAAUGUAUAUUAAUGCCUUGGAUCAAUGCUUAGCCAAGACUGAGAUAAUGAAAAUAAUUAUUUCUUGUUUUUUGGGGCGGCACCUUGAGUAUUAUUAUUUUUCAUUCUUUGAAUGAAAGAAUUUGCCAAUGAAAACAUGACAAUUUCACCUCAAUGAUAAGAUAAUGACAUAUCAUGCAUUUUUCACAUCCUCUCACAUUUAUCCUAGAACUUAACCCUUAUGGAAUGUUUUCCUUCCUUCAAACCUCUUGCAGAUGUCUAAGAACUCUGGGAGGAAGGUGGAACUUCCGGACCAGCGUGUAAAGGUUCCACCAUUCCAACAGAUCCUCAGUGGGCUGAACUGCUACUCCAACUACAGCGUUAGAGUGUGCUGUGACAAUGAGGUUGGGACCUCCCCAUUCUCUGGCUGGCUGGAGUUUCAGACACCAGAAGCAGGUGGGCGUCCAGUCAAUAGAAUAAAUAAUGACAUAUCAGCUCUUUUGUUUAUCAACUGUUUUUCGUCAUUGGCUGCACCCCAAAUGGACUUCCUGACGGGCCGCCCCCAGGUGGUAAGGGUAGGUAACAACACAUCCGCCACGCUGAUCCUCAAAACGGCGGCCCCUCAGGAGUGCGUGCUCAGUCCCCUCCUGUACUCCCUGUUCACUCAUGACUGCAUGGUCAGGCACGACUCCAAACACCAUCAUUAAGUUUGCCGAUGACACAACAGUGGUAGGCCUGAUCACCAACAAAGACGAGACAGCCUAUAGGUAGGAGGUCAGAGACCUGGCCGUGUGGUGCCAGGACAACAACCUCUCCCUCAACGUGAUCAAGACAAAGGAGAUGAUUGUGGACUACAGGAAAAAGAAGAGGACCGAGCACGCCCCCCUUCUCAUCGACGGGGCUGUAGUGGAGCAGGUUGAGAGCUUCAAGUUCCUUGGUGUCCACAUCACCAACAAACUAACAUGGUCCAAGCACACCAAGACAGUCGUAAAGAGGGCACGACAAAACCUAACCUAAGGAGACUGAAAAGAUUUGGCAUGGGUCCUCAGAUCCUCAAAAGGUUUUACAGCUGCACCAUCGAGAGCAUCCUGACUGGUUGCAUCACCGCCUGGUAUGGCAACUGCUCGGCCUCUGACCUCAAGGCACUACAGAGGGUAGUGCGUACGGCUCAGUACAUCACUGGGGCCAAGCUUCCUGCCAUCCAUGACCUCUAUACCAGGCGGUGUCAGAGGAAGGCCCUAACAAUUGUCAAAGACUCCAGCCACCCUAGUCAUACACUGUUCUCUCUGCUACCGCACGGCAAGCGGUACCAGAGCGCCAAGUCUAGGUCCAAAAGGCUUCUAAACAGCUUCUACCCCCAAGCCAUAAGACUCCUGAACAUCUAAUCAAAUGGCUACCCAGACUAUUUGCAUUGCCAUCCCACCCCUCUUUUACGCUGCUGCUACUCUCUGUUUAUUAUCUAUGCAUAGUCACUUUAAUAACUCUACCUACAUGUGCAUAUUACCCCAAUUAUCUAGACUAACCGGAGCCCCUGCACACUGUUUUUUAAUUAUUAGUAACUUUUUUUUUUUUUUUUUUUUUUUUAAAUUCUUUCUUAAAACUGCAUUGUUGGUUAAGCGCUUGUAAGUAAGCAUUUCACUGUAAGGUCUACACAUUUGUAUUCGGCGCAUGUGACAAAUAACAUUUGAUUUGAUUUGAAAAUGGCACCCUAUUCCCUAUGUAGUGGACUUCUUAUGGGCCAUGGUCAAAAGUAGUACACUACAUAGGGAAUAGGGUGCCAUUUAGAAUACACACAUUGUCAACCGACCGACCACAUCACCAGCUGGACAUCAAAAGCACAUGAUGAUUCAUGUAACAAAAUGGCAGGUGGCGAUCUUAUCACAAUGGGAAAAUAACAUCAUGCUUUGUGUUUGUUGGCCCUCUGUACCUCACAGCCCCACAGCCGACUUUUCAAAGUUGUUACACUGUCAAAGUACUAGAACUUGAACUAAAUCCUUUCAUAUAGGAUACCGUCUAAGUUGAUGGGUUUUAAAUAAGGUUUGUUGUUGAGAUAAGGGGUACAUACAGGCAGCAGAGUGGUCAUGGGAGGGAGUCUGAUGAGGGGAGCAAUGCAGUGCAGUGGUGGUUUCUGGGGGCGACCUUGUUUGUAUGUUUAUAAACUGGCAGUGCUGGACACAGGCCAGUCGAUUCCAGGACUGUUGGUACAAUGAAGCAUUGUACAUGCCCUCAAUCCAUAUCAAUGUGCUGCAGUGCUGAACUAAGGCCUGUUGCCUCAGUGUCACCACACGCUGGUUAGGGAUACCAUUACAGGGAGACCAUGGCCUCUCAUUUGGGGGUGAACUCACUCUUAUAGAUCAACCAAUUUUUUGUGAGUGCUCUUAGGUCAAAGACACUGAUUGAGUAGUGAUUUCCCUCUCCCUGCAAAUCUCUCCUGAGUUUAGAGCAGAUGGUGUUUUAAAUAAUUAACUGACUGAUGGCAGUAGCAGAAGUUUAUAAUUACAGCAUUGACAUAUACCAAAACUACCUUUUUAUAAUGUUCUUUAUGAUAAAAUGUAAGGUGUUCUAAGGUGUUAAAUGUAGGUGUAUUCAUUAACACUGUGCCCCUGUGUGUUAUUCCUCCCCAGUGCCCUCUGCUGCCCCCCGGAACCUGACCUUUGACCUAACAGAGCAGCAGCUGUCCCUGAACUGGGCGACCUUGGAGGACGAGGAGCUGCAGGGGAAACUGAUGGCCUACAAAGUCCAGUGGAACCUGGGAAAAGAAGGACAGGUAGGAUACAGCCUCAUACACCUGUACACAACAGAGAGACAGCCUCAUACACCUGUACACACUGGAGAGACCGCCUCAUACAACUGUACACACUGGAGAGACCGCCACGUACACCUGUACAGGGGCGGUGUGUUCAUUAGGGCGAUAUGGGCGACGCACUGCCAAAUGGGAAAAGGAAGGGAUUUUUUUUCUAAUCAAUUAUAUCACGGCAACAGUAGUUAUCAGUGUUCUAAUCUAGACGUCUGAUCUGCCACUAAAUGUCCAAUCAGGCUAAAGUCGUGCUUCAAAUGGCCCCGCCCCUUUUGGGGCGAUUUCGACUUAGCUGAUGACAUUUGUGGCAGGGUUAGCGAUAACUAUUUGCCGAAUAUUUAGAAAAAAAAUCCCUUCCUUUCCCAUUGGCAUGCGUCGCAUAUCGCCUAAUGAAACCCCCCAGUAAGGGUACUGGCGUCUCUCGUGGUAAGUGUAUGACAGUCUCAUCGCCCCAUGAAGUCUUCAUAGACUUCAUUAAAAUCUUUUUUUUCAAAUAUCAGAGCUUUCAAAACAAUCUCUAUGGGUUCCGGGAGGGCUUGCACUUACGCGCUUUCGUCAUACGUAACAUAACCCUGACGUAACUAAAAAAGAGCGGGUAGCAUCGUCAAUCAAUUCACGUACUACUGUCAAGAUGGCUAGCGUUUCAGUGCAACUCGAUUGUCUCUUUUGAAAGAAGUUCCUUUUUGUCGGCGAACAAAUCAAGAUAAAUUGGCAACGAAACAAUUAGGACCUCCCAGACCAAAUUUAAUAAUUCAACAGGUUUCUACUAAAGGGGGAAAGUCCUACACCCGAGGAUUUUCCAAAAAUUGGUACGAACGAAAAACCUGGCUAGCAGGCUGCGAUGUAGCUAAUGCAGUCUUCUGCUACCCCUGCUUACUCUUUCACCCUGAAGGCGGCACGGCAGACAGCACCGCUUGGACAGCGACUGGUGUAACGGACAUGCACCAUCUUUCAGAAAAGAUUAAGAAACACGAGCUGUCAAAGACCCACAUGGAUAGCUGUUUGAGAUUGUCUGCUUUGGGGAGAGUGAACAUUGCCACUCAACUGGAUGAGGGAUACAGGCUAGCUGUCCGCCGCCACAACGAUGAGGUUAGCAAGAACCGCCACAUCCUCAGCCGGCUAAUCCAGUGUGUGAAGUUUUGCGGAGUGUUUGAGUUAGCUUUGCGAGGCAAAGAUGAAACUGAGGGCUCCACCAACCCUGGUAUUUUUCUUGGACUUGUUAACUUUGUGGCACAAUUAGAUGAGGUGUUUUAUGGAAAUGCAUAUUGUUUAUGCAGUGUUGAGGAAUGUGAAAGGAAUUUUUACUGUGAUAACUUAUUUUGCUUUUGUAAGCCAACACAUUUGAGAUCAGUCAAUAAAUGCUUCUGGUAUUGACUUAUAUGCUGCCCCUGUCUUCAUGUUGUUGCUGGACAUAUCUUUUUUUAAAUGUGUGUAGGUCACCUAAAUCAUCAGAAAAAUUGCCCCCCCUGAGAAUUUUUUCAGGAGCUGCCACUGCACCUGUACACUGUAGUGGAAAUUCUAAUCAAUAAUGAGGAGAGACAAGGUCCAUCACCAAUCAGGAUAUUACUUAAUUCAAAACGUAUUAAUAAGGUAAUAACGAGGCUGGUCGGCCCAACACUCUUGAUUGUUGGGCUGAGAGCCCCGACACAAAGAAUACAAAGAUCAUUUAUAGCAAAGAUACACCCUCUUAGUCUACAUGACAAAUACAGUGGGGGAAAAAAGUAUUUAGUCAGCCACCAAUUGUGCAUGUUCUCCCACUUAAAAAGAUGAGAGAGGCCUGUAAUUUUCAUCAUAGGUACACGUCAACUAUGACAGACAAAAUGAAAAGAAAAAAUCCAGAAAAUCACAUUGUAGGAUUUUUUAUGAAUUUAUUUGCAAAUUAUGGUGGAAAAUAAGUAUUUGGUCAAUAACAAAAGUUUCUCAAUACUUUGUUAUAUACCCUUUGUUGGCAAUGACACAGGUCAAACGUUUUCUGUAAGUCUUCACAAGGUUUUCACACACUGUUGCUGGUAUUUUGGCCCAUUCCUCCAUGCAGAUCUCCUCUAGAGCAGUGAUGUUUUGGGGCUGUCGCUGGGCAACACGGACUUUCAACUCCCUUCAAAGAUUUUCUAUGGGGUUGAGAUCUGGAGACUGGCUAGGCCACUCCAGGACCUUGAAAUGCUUCUUACGAAGCCACUCCUUCGUUGCCCGGGCGGUGUGUUUGGGAUCAUUGUCAUGCUGAAAGACCCAGCCACGUUUCAUCUUCAAUGCCCUUGCUGAUGGAAGGAGGUUUUCACUCAAAAUCUCACGAUACAUGGCCCCAUUCAUUCUUUCCUUUACACGGAUCAGUCGUCCUGGUCCCUUUGCAGAAAAACAGCCCCAAAGCAUGAUGCUUCCACCCCCAUGCUUCACAGUAGGUAUGGUGUUCUUUGGAUGCAACUCAGCAUUCUUUGUCCUCCAAACACGACGAGUUGAGUUUUUACCAAAAAGUUCUAUUUUGGUUUCAUCUGACCAUAUGACAUUUUCCCAAUCCUCUUCUGGAUCAUCCAAAUGCACUCUAGCAAACUUCAGACGGGCCUGGACAUGUACUGGCUUAAGCAGGGGGACACGUCUGGCACUGCAGGAUUUGAGUCCCUGGCGGCGUAGUGUGUUACUGAUGGUAGGCUUUGUUACUUUGGUCCCAGCUCUCUGCAGGUCAUUCACUAGGUCCCCCCGUGUGGUUCUGGGAUUUUUGCUCACCGUUCUUGUGAUCAUUUUGACCCCACGGGGUGAGAUCUUGCGUGGAGCCCCAGAUCGAGGGAGAUUAUCAGUGGUCUUGUAUGUCUUCCAUUUCCUAAUAAUUGCUCCCACAGUUGAUUUCUUCAAACCAAGCUGCUUACCUAUUGCAGAUUCAGUCUUCCCAGCCUGGUGCAGGUCUACAAUUUUGUUUCUGGUGUCCUUUGACAGCUCUUUGGUCUUGGCCAUAGUGGAGUUUGGAGUGUGACUGUUUGAGGUUGUGGACAGGUGUCUUUUAUACUGAUAACAAGUUCAAACAGGUGCCAUUAAUACAGGUAACGAGUGGAGGACAGAGGAGCCUCUUAAAGAAGAAGUUACAGGUCUGUGAGAGCCAGAAAUAUUGCUUGUUUGUAGGUGACCAAAUACUUAUUUUCCACCAUAAUUUGCAAAUAAAUUCAUAAAAAAUCCUACAAUGUGAUUUUCUGGAUUUUUUUUUCUCAAUUUGUCUGUCAUAGUUGACGUGUACCUAUGAUGAAAAUUACAGGCCUCUCUCAUCUUUUUAAGCGGGAGAACUUGCACAAUUGGUGGCUGACUAAAUACUUUUUUCCCCCACUGUAACAGAUGUAUGAAUGGGUCACAAGGUGAGACUUGAUAUAUGAGAAAGGAGUAUCUCCCAUCCAGAUAGCAUUUGCUAUGAAGACUGUUUUUACUGUAUGGAAACCAGAGUUUGGCCCCCAAGACAAGGUUCCUCUCAUCAUUAUCCAUACCCGAGCCAUCUCUCCCUGGUACCUUACAUUACACAAACACCAACUCAAUCUAUGGAAUGCAUGCUCAGUCAGACCGAGCCAUCUUCCUCACAUGAAUAGAAUGUGGCUUGUUUGGUUUAUCACCUAAUAAUAAUAAUAAUAAUAAUAAUAAUAAUAAUAAUAAUAAUAAUAAUAAUAUGCCAUUUAGCAGACGCUUUUAUCCAAAGCGACUUAGUCAUGCGUGCAUACAUUUUUGUGUAUGGGUGGUCCCGGGGAUCGAACCCACUACCUUGGCAUUACAAGCGCCGUGCUCUACCAUCUGAGCUACAGAGGACCACCUAAGGCAUCGUAAAUCUACUGUCAGUAUUAACACAGACACAUGAGAUUUCUAAGAACCCUAUUCUAUUGCAGAAAACAACCAUUUGAUGCAAUAACAGUAUUACAACAUAAUCUUGUAAUUGUUGCUCUCACAUUCCCUCAUUUUGAAAAUACUCUCAAAAUUUAAAAGAAAAUUACAAGGUUUAAAGAGAUAUUAAUACACAUGUAGAAAGUGCAUACAUUCUUCAUAGAGCAAGAAACAUAAAAGCAAUAAUUCAUUGUGACCGGCUGCUAUAGCACGGGCUCAGCCUCCUCCCAAGAAACUUAGCACAGUCUCCCAUUUCAACCUCCAACACAUAUUCUAAGCAUUCUACCAAUUUGUCUGGGGAGGUCAUGAUACACAGUCACCUGCACGAACCCAUGAAGAAAAUCAAAAGAUGCAUACAGUUUAUAUGAUUCAAGACUAUAUCUUCAUAGACAGUGAAAAGCAAAUAUUGAAUGCAUAAUGCAGUGCAUUCAACAAUGGAGUUUAAUAAAAUAAACUUUAGUUAUCUAGCACACUCCAAUGGAUCAGCAUGGUGGAAAUAACUAUUGCCAUCCCCAUAACACCAUCUGUAGAAACUAAAAUGAGCAUAUCUUGUUGGACAAAUCCUGGUAGGGAUUCCCGGUUUAAGUAAAAUGUCUUCAGUUUGGUGCCUAAUGAACAUGACCUAGGACAAGCAUAGUUCCUGAGUAUUAACAUUAUCAUCAAAAAUGUCAUAUGGAUAUAUAUCAAAUAGAUUAGGAUCAGUUUUACUCUCCCUCCAUUCACCAGGGCAUGCUGAGAAUAGUGUCAACAUCUUUAGUACACACAACUUCUUUACCCAUGUCACAAUUAGUAUAACAACAAUCAAUCCAUAAUACAUUAAUUGCUUCACUCAUAUAGUUAUUAACAUACUAACAACUUACUCAAAUCAAUCAGUCAGUUUACAAAUCCUAAUCAAAACCCAAUUAACUAUCCAAACCAAAUUUAGAAUGACAAUUCUUAGUGAUUCACAUUGGUCCUGUCACUCAAAAGUUAAAACCCUCAAUUUAGCACACAUCAACACUGGCAGAAUGUAAAUUUAUAUUAACAUACAGUAUAAUUAUCCAUAAUUCUAGCAUUAGCUUCCUCAUAAGGAGAAUAACUACCAAUCAGUAUCUCAAUGCUUUCUUAGUCUAAAUUACUAUACAUUUAGCAGUGUGUAGACAUCCUUAAUCAACCUGAUACCCCAAAUAACAAUUUUGGACAAGUCCAAAUCAAUUACGGGCACAGUUGACCAACCCCUUCCAUCCCCGGCACUCAAUCUUCUGGCGUCUCCCCAUUUUCUUCUUCAGAUAGCUUUAUAGUUCAAAAUGGAUGGCCCAUGAAAAUGUCCCAAUAUCAAUUUCUCACAUGGGCUGCCACCACCUUUACCACCCAUUAUGUAUUGUCCAUUUGCCAACCAGCAACAUUUAGUGAAGUUUGGAACAGAUCUCUCUUCAUGCUCACUCCACAUGGACUCCUGUCACACUCCUGAGAGAAAAGGCAUGAGAGAAAAAGCAGUUGAUAGCUUUGAUUGGAUGCUGUGUACAGGUUGCUGGCUCGGACUCAGGUCUCUCUGUAGAAGUGGUGCAGAACAGGGCCGUAUUGAACGCCAUUUUCUUCAACCGGUUAGAGGGGGUUUUGACGUUCACACCGUUCUUGGCCGAAUUAUCACUUUCAUGCAUGUAGAUACCAUCUGUAGUCACGAUCACCAUAAACUUGAGAGAGGACAGAUCAGAACAACAGUUUAGUUCAGUUCAUUUCUGAUUCAGGAAAGCCAGACAAACAUUGGCUAUGACAAAUCAUUACUUUUACCAAGUAUUCUUAAUACCAAUUUCUAAUAUACUCCCCUUAUCACUCCGUCGGCUUCACCGCAGAGUCACAGGAUCAGGAAGUUAGACUAACCCAUCGGGAGAAAUCCCAACUAUCCAGCAGACCCAAUCUGGUGAGAUUUGUAUCGAAAACAAAACAAACAACACAACAACACUCCUUCAUAUAUCACUCGAUACACUUCUAUAUAUCACUCAAGGUUUGUAAAACUUCAAUCCAAAAUCCUUCAGAGGACUGGUAAUUCCCCCAUUUUGACACAUGACUCACAAUGUGAUUAAUGUGUAAAAACAACAACACUACUGGUGAAAUAAAAACCAAUUUAAAAUAACAAAUGCAUAAUAACUCCUUAAAGAAAAAAUGGUACCCAUACGGUCAUAGGAAAAUAGACUUAAAACAGCUUUAUGAUACGUAUCAGUUUAUGAUACGCGACUUUGCAGAGAAAAUGUGCUCUCUUGUCAGGACGCUGUUCAGACAAAAGAAAGACAAUCCAUGACAUUCAUUUGAGCUGAUUUUAAUAAAUGAAACCAUACAUUCUCUUUGUUAUCACAGAUGACAUAGCUAUAGCUACCUAUUGUAUGUCACAUUUAUCUGUACAUUCUCCUGGAUGGUGCAUUGGUUGAAAUAUCUGAGUCUGUGCUACUACUUCUGCUGCCUUGCUUCAGCCUUUUGGGUGUUGAUGGGUGCUGCAGUGUUCCCUUUGUUUUCGGCCAGGAUGUUGCUCCAGCAUAUUCUGUCUGUCAGUGAGGGACGCCAGUAGCUAUGGAGCGAACCUUCGCACCGAUGCCCAAUCACUGACAUAAUGUCCCUCGCUUCUAAACCAGCAUUGGCCAGUUUCUGGACUGUCGUGGUCCUAAUGCUGUGAUUUGUGUAUGUAGUUGUACCCGCUGCCCUGCAGAUCUUGGGUAGAAGUGCUGCCAGAUAGUUCACGUCCAUCGGCUCUGACGUGUACCAGAUCGAGUCCCCGAUACUCUCCUUCGGUGGAGAUAAAAUGCAAGGGCGUUCUCCGGGCAUUUCGAUAGAUAUUUCUCCAGUGAUGCCACCGGGUAUAGUGGGUUCCCUGGCUGCCCGAACAUUAAUCCCCUCUUGGACUCCCUGCCCCUCUUCCUUGGGUCCAGAUGAUUCUUUGUGGCCUCGUUAUAUAUGAGAGUGGCAUAUCUGAGAGGGAGAAUGCGUUGUUAUAAUAUUGUUUUCCAGUAGCUUAAUUACGAGUGCAACUUAGAAAUAACACAAACAGGCAAUGAACAACUGUUCUCGUCAGUUUUUACGAGGAAUGAGUUGGGCUUUAGUUGUCUGUUCCCCUCUUUUCCUUUUCGACCCAGAUGUAACUGGAGGUCGAACCACACUUUCUGGACCAGACCCCUUGGUGUACCGGAAUUCAGAGCCUGUGAGUUUUGGAGCUGGGCCAUGUCCUUAUCGUGAUGGAGGGGGGCUGUUUGUGAUAUAUUUUCCUUGCCUUCUUAGCUGUUUGAUGUUGCCCAGAAAUGCAUGAUUCGAGGUGGUAAAUUCAGUGUCCUUCAUAAGGCACCAGCUGCGACCGAUGGGUGGGUCAUUUAGAAACCAUUUUAGUUUUCGCAACAAAGUACCGAUUUAGCCAGUCAACUGAAAAAAAGGUUUGUAUGUUGCCAUGACAAGCAGCUCAAUUUGCUGUCUGUCUCGUUCAGACACAUUCACUUUACAGUGGGGAAAAAAAGUAUUUAGUCAGCCACCAAUUGUGCAAGUUCUCCCACUCCCAAAGAUGAGAGAGGCCUGUAAUUUUCAUCAUAGGUACACGUCAACUAUGACAGACAAAUUGAGAAUUUUUUUUCCAGAAAAUCACAUUGUAGGAUUUUUUAUGAAUUUAUUUGCAAAUUAUGGUGGAAAAUAAGUAUUUGGUCACCUACAAACAAGCAAGAUUUCUGGCUCUCACAGACCUGUAACUUCUUCUUGAAGAGGCUCCUCUGUCCUCCACUCGUUACCUGUAUUAAUGGCACCUGUUUGAACUUGUUAUCAGUAUAAAAGACACCUGUCCACAACCUCAAACAGUCACACUCCAAACUCCACUAUGGCCAAGACCAAAGAGCUGUCAAAGGACACUAGAAACAAAAUUGUAGACCUGCACCAGGCUGGGAAGACUGAAUCUGCAAUAGGUAAGCAGCUUGGUUUGAAGAAAUCAACUGUGGGAGCAAUUAUUAGGAAAUGGAAGACAUACAAGACCACUGAUAAUCUCCCUCGAUCUGGGGCUCCACGCAAGAUCUCACCCUGUGGGGUCAAAAUGAUCACAAGAACGGUGAGCAAAAAUCCCAGAACCACACGGGGGGACCUAGUGAAUGACCUGCAGAGAGCUGGGACCAAAGUAACAAAGCCUACCAUCAGUAACACACUACGCCGCCAGGGACUCAAAUCCUGCAGUGUCAGACGUGUCCCCCUGCUUAAGCUAGUACAUGUUCAGGCCCGUCUGAAGUUUGCAUUUGGAUGAUCCAGAAGAGGAUUGAGAGAAUGUCAUAUGGUCAGAUGAAACCAAAAUAGAACUUUUUGGUAAAAACUCAACUCGUCGUGUUUGGAGGACAAAGAAUGCUGAGUUGCAUCCAAAGAACACCAUACCUACUGUGAAGCAUGGGGGUGGAAACAUCAUGCUUUGGGGCUGUUUUUCUGCAAAGGGACCAGGACGACUGAUCCGUGUAAAGGAAAGAAUGAAUGGGGCCAUGUAUCGUGAGAUUUUGAGUGAAAACCUCCUUCCAUCAGCAAGGGCAUUGAAGAUGAAACGUGGCUGGGUCUUUCAGCAUGACAAUGAUCCCAAACACACCGCCCGGGCAACGAAGGAGUGGCUUAGUAAGAAGCAUUUCAAGGUCCUGGAGUGGCCUAGCCAGUCUCCAGAUCUCAACCCCAUAGAAAAUCUUUGGAGGGAGUUGAAAGUCCGUGUUGCCCAGCAACAGCCCCAAAACAUCACUACUCUAGAGGAGAUCUGCAUGGAGGAAUGGGCCAAAAUACCAGCAACAGUGUGUGAAAACCUUGUGAAGACUUACAGAAAACAUUUGACCUGUGUCAUUGCCAACAAAGGGUAUAUAACAAAAUAUUGAGAAACUUUUGUUAUUGACCAAAUACUUAUUUUCCACCAUAAUUUGCAAAUAAAUUCAUUAAAGAUCCUACAAUGUGAUUUUCUGGAUUUUUUUUUUCUCAUUUUGUCUGUCAUAGUUGACGUGUACCUAUGAUGAAAAUUACAGGCCUCUCUCAUCUUUUUAAGUGGGAGAACUUGCACAAUUGGUGGCUGACUAAAUACUUUUUUCCCCCACUGUAUAUGGGACGGUGGAGAUCGCAAUUCAAUAUUGAAAAGGUCGGAGAGACAGACACGCUUUUCUCCUUCGAAAAACAACUGCUUCAAUGGGGGUGUGGCAGAUAUCAAAACUUCUAAUCUUCUCUCAUAAUGUGAGUUCUUUACAAAAAUCUAUUCUUAGAAAGGCCACAUUCGUAUUUUGUUCCUGUGGUGCCAAAGAAAAUUAUCCAAAUUAUUUUUUUCUCAGUAUUCAGCAGUUCCAAAGCAUAAUGUGUGUCUUUGUGUGUUGUGUAAAACAUUUAAAAAGGCCAGCACUCACUUGCGAUGGAAGCUUUGUUUUACGUUUCUUAAACUCAAAGCAUGUCUUAAUAGACCACACGCUGACAUAUUUUGGUUGUUGUGUUCCAGGAGGCUCUGUUCUUUAAAGAGAAUGUGGCCCACCUGUCUGGUGGAGGUCGUUUCUUCAACGCCACCUUCCAGGUGUCAGCGUGUACAGGUGCUGGUUGUGGGCCCUGGAGCCAGCCUGUACUUGUCAUGCCCGCCUCAGGUCAGUGAGCCCCUCUGUCACUCUCCAUCAUUAGCCCGUCUGCCCCUCUAGCCCUGCCACUAUCCAUCUAGUAGUCUAGUUGUUUUGAAACCUAUGCUCCAAAUUUGAAGGUGACGGGGCGUUGUGUUGUAUGUAAAGCUGUGUGUGUGUGUGUUCCACACAGCAGUGGCAGCCCAGAUGCAGAGAGGCCAUAUGUGGGUGGGUCUUCUGUUGGGCCUGCUGGUGGCCACAAUGGUGGGGCUUCUUUUGACAGUCCUAGUGCACCGCAGAGGGAAGGAGACACCGUUUGGGUAUGCUGCCAUUGCUCUCUUGCUAGACAAGACCAAAGCCUUUCAAAUAAACAUUAUUUUCUGUUUCAAUUCAUUAGCAUGAGCUGAAAGCACCAUUUUAAUGAAUUGACUGACCUACAGUAAACAACAGCUGCUAAAGAGCAUGUUUUCCCCCCAAGUACACUGACUUUACAUAUAGGCCUUCUGUCUGCAGUAUUUACCAGAAUCAGAGGCAUUGUGUGAAUAUUUUAUGACUGCAACCUUCCUUAUUUCUUCCCUUCCUUAAAGUUAUCACUGAGCUGACAUGAUUGGAUGAGGGAAAGCAAGAUUUCCACUACAUUCUGUUCACCAAUGUCUUUGCCAGAUCAGUGGAUUACCCCAAGGAAGGAAGGAUGCAUUUCAGAAGUAUUCGAACAGGAGCGACUUUACUGCAAGGUUACAAAACCAAGGCAAAGCAGGAAUAACAGCGCAGUCAUAAAGUAUUCAAACGAGGCCUCUGAUUCUGGUAGAUAUUGCAGACAGUAGACCUGCCGGCGCCAAUACAGUAUGUGAACGCAGGACUGUGCUUGUCCUUGCAGGUCUGUGUUCAAACCCCCAGGGACUGAGAGCAUGGUCUCCUUCACUGCAGCCAGGUCAUUCAACAGGACCUGCCCAGAGCUCCCAGAACUCAGCUGUAAGUAAAGUCAGUCGUGUUUGGCUUACGGUCUCCACAAAUAAAGUUGCCGCCCUCUAUUGACACGUACUGUAGUGCCUGUAGUCAGUGGACCUGGAUGGUGAAUAAUACAUUGAAUCGGUGUCUCCCACCAGUGGACAGCUUGGGUAUCAAUGACGAUCUAAAGGCCAAACUGCAAGACGUCCUGAUCCCAGAAAGACUACUGACCCUCGGACACAUGUUGGGAAAAGGUUGGUGAGGGCUUCCUUGUGUACUGUUUCUAUACAAAAUAGCUCACACCCUUUAAAUGUGCUGACUAAAAGUAGUGUUGACAAAAUGUUGUGGAUGCUAGCGGCUGCAAAAGAGAGCAUUUACAAACGUCUGGCAUGGCCUAUAAUCAUGACUGUGUAUUGCUAAAUAACAAGGCAGACCUAAUGUCUGUGUUGUGAUGUUUUGGAAUAUGUUGAAUUGUACCAAAGUGUUUAUUGUCCCAGGAUUAAUGUGGCAGUGAUUUUUCUGUGUUUGUGUAGGUGAGUUUGGCUCAGUGCGUGAGGCCUUCCUAAAGAUGGAGGACAGUACUGUACAGAAGGUUGCAGUGAAGGUGCUCAAAAGUGAGUGAGAGACUAUUGACUUUACAUUUUAACUGCCUUUUUAUAUGAAUGUGUACAGUCAGUGGAUAUUACAUUGAUACAGUUGAAAGUAGAUUUAAUUUAUUCCCGGGAUGGGACUUCCUUUGUGUGCACGUGCUUGGGCCUAAUCAUAGAAUUACAGAAUCUCUAUUAAUUUUAAAGGAUCGCUGUCGGCCUAGUAGUAAAGAUUUGUCGUCUAACUUUUAAAGUGUAUUUUCUUUUAAUGUGUCAUAAACACAACCAGUCAUGAUGUUUUCAUCUGAUUGUCAAACAAUCACUUCAAACGGCUCCUGUAAGCCUGGCUACCUGCGCAUGUUCGUCCACUCUAAAAAAGAAUUCCAGCAUCCAUACGGUGCACUGUGUACCCGCCAUUUGAUGAAUGGAAAGAGACAGCUGUUACAAAACACCAAAAAGUGGAAUGAAUGACAUUUGGCGAUUUGUCAAAAAGGCCUAAACUUGUGUAACCUGAAUUGAUGCGUCCACUGCUGUUUGCGUGCGUCUCAGUCUCGGCCACUCAUCUCUGCCUUGGCAAAAUGUCACUAUAUUGUCGAACCACAUAGCAUUUUGGAGCAUACUUCCACAUGUUUUCAAGUCCAUUCUUGCAUGUUUUAUGACAUUGACAUGCAGUAGGCUAAUGAUAAAUAAUAGUGUAAUAGCCUACAGUUCUUCUUGGCAUCUUUGUUUUAAUUAUUGUGAUAGGCUCAUGUUUUACCAGUAGGCCUACGGCGUGCCCCUACUAUUUAUUUUGCCAGAACUCCAUACCGGCUUACUUUCACCCCUGAUGUGAACUAAUAAGUCCUUGCAAGUUGUGAUAAUUGUUAUGUUUUCUGUCAUUUAUCCUUCAGCGGAUAUCAACUCAUCAUGUGAUAUUGAACAGUGCCUGAAGGAGGCUUCUCAUAUGAAGGACUUCGAUCAUCCUAAUGUCAUCCAGCUCAUUGGUUAGUAGUGAAUAUAUAAACCCAUGACUUGGGCCAACGUUUAUUUCAAUUAAAUUCAUUACAACUUUAUUUACGAAAGGCAUUGCCAGAUUACAAAUAAUAAUAUCUUCCACAAAGGAGUACAACAAGUAGGCUACUUAUAGGUUCGGAGAAAGUGUUGUAACUGUGUCAUUACAGCAACUCAGUGCAGUGAGUUGUUGAUUAUAUUUUAUAAUUAUAUUGAAUAUAUUUUGGUCCUCCAGGAGUGAGUUUGCACAGACGGCCUCAGCAACGGUUGCCCAUCCCCAUGGUUAUCCUGCCAUUCAUGAAGCACGGGGACCUUCACACAUUUCUGCUCUUGUCCCGCCUUGGAGAUGAGCCCUUUGUGAGUGCCCCCUAUACAUUUUAUACACACUUGUAUGCAUACUAAAAUAGAUACCCAAUACUGGAAUACAUACACUGAGUGUACAAAACAUUAGGAACACUUUCCUAAUAUUGAGUUGCACCGCCUUUUGCCCCCAGAACAGCCUCAAUUCAUUGGGGCAUGGACUCUACAAUGUGUCAAAAGCAUUCCACAGGGAUGCUGGCCCAUGUUGACUCCAAUGCGUCCCACAGUUGUGUCAAAUUGGCACAAAGUGUUGCAGUUCUUGACACACUCAAACCGGUGCGCCUGGCACCUACUACCAUACCCCGUUGAAAGGCACUUAAUUACAGUGAGGGAAAAAAGUAUUUGAUCCCCUGCUGAUUUUGUACGUUUGCACACUGACAAAGAAAUGAUCAGUCUAUAAUUUUAAUGGUAGGUUUAUUUGAACAGUGAGAGACAGAAUAACAACAAAAAAAUCCAGAAAAACGCAUGUUAAAAAUGAUAUAAAUUGAUUUGCAUUUUAAUGAGGGAAAUAAGUAUUUGACCCCCUCUCAAUCAGAAAGAUUUCUGUCUCCCAGGUGUCUUUUAUACAGGUAACGAGCUGAGAUUAGGAGCACACUCUUAAAGGGAGUGCUCCUAAUCUCAGCUUGUUACCUGUAUAAAAGACACCUGUCCACAGAAGCAAUCAAUCAAUCAGAUUCCAAACUCUCCACCAUGGCCAAGACCAAAGAGCUCGCCAAGGAUGUCAGGGACAAGAUUGUAGACCUACACAAGGCUGGAAUGGGCUACAAGACCAUCGCCAAGCAGCUUGGUGAGAAGGUGACAACAGUUGGUGCGAUUAUUAGCAAAUGGAAGAAACACAAAAGAACUGUCAAUCUCCCUCGGCCUGGGGCUCCAUGCAAGAUCUCACCUCGUGGAGUUGCAAUGAUCAUGAGAACGGUGAGGAAUCAGCCCAGAACUACACGGGAGGAUCUUGUCAAUGAUCUCAAGGCAGCUGGGACCAUAGUCACCAAGAAAACAAUUGGUAACACACUACGCCGUGAAGGACUGAAAUCCUGCAGCGCCUUCAAGGUCCCCCUGCUCAAGAAAGCACAUAUACAGGCCCGUCUGAAGUUUGCCAAUGAACAUCUGAAUGAUUCAGAGGAGAACUGGGUGAAAGUGUUGUGGUCAGAUGAGACCAAAAUCGAGCUCUUUGGCAUCAACUCAACUCGCCGUGUUUGGAGGAGGAGGAAUGCUGCCUAUGACCCCAAGAACACCAUCCACACUGUCAAACAUGGAGGUGGAAACAUUAUGCUUUGAGGGUGUUUUUCUGCUAAGGGGACAGGACAACUUCACCGCAUCAAAGGGACGAUGGACGGGGCCACGUACCGUCAAAUCUUGGUUGAGAACCUCCUUCCCUCAGCCAGGGCAUUGAAAAUGGGUUGUGGAUGGGUAUUCCAGCAUUCCACACACGGCCAAGGCAACAAAGGAGUGGCUCAAGAAGAAGCACACUAAGGUCCUGGAGUGGCCUAGCCAGUCUCCAGACCUUAAUCCCAUAGAAAAUCUGUGGAUGGAACUGAAGGUUCGAGUUGCCAAACGUCAGCCUCGAAAACUUAAUGACUUGGAGAAGAUCUGCAAAGUGUAGUGGGACAAAAUCCCUACUGAGAUGUGUGCAAACCUGGUGGCCAACUACAAGAAACGUCUGACCUCUGUGAUUGCCAACAAGGGUUUUGCCACCAAGUACUAAGUCAUGUUUUGCAGAGGGGUCAAAUACUUAUUUCCCUCAUUAAAAUGCAAAUCAAUUUAUAACAUUUUUGACAUGCGUUUUUCUGGAUUUUGUUGUUGUUAUUCUGUCUCUCACUGUUCAAAUAAACCUACCAUAAAAAUUAUAGACUGAUCAUGUCUUUGUCAGUGGGCAAACGUACAAAAUCAGCAGGGGAUCAAAUACUUUUCCCUCACUGUAUUUUGUCUUGCCCAUUCACCCUCUGAAUGGCACACGUACACAAUCCAUGUCUCAAUUGUCUCAAGGCUUGAAAAUCCUUCUUUAACCUGUCUCCUCCCCUUCAUCUACACUGAUUUGAAGUGGAUUUAACAGGUGACAUCGUUAAGGGAUCAUAGCUUUCACCUGGUCAGUCUGUCAUGGAAAGAGCAGGUGUUCUUAAUGUUUUGUACACUAACCCUGUAACACUAUAAUACACUUCUGCCCAGCAUGUGUCCAGAGAACUCAAGGUCUUCCACUGUUACAUUUGACUGUUUAGAUACAGAAUGUUUUAAAUCAUUCCUUCAUUUCCUGUUAUCGACUGUAGAGGAAAGACCAGGUUGACCUGUGGGGCCAAUUUAUUUGUUGUUUUUUUCGAUAGUAGACUUUGUAAUUGAUGUAGAGCUUCAAAUCAUGUUUUAACAAAGUAAUCUUGCUGUCUCCCUCACACAGACAGUGUCACUGCAGAUGCUCAUACAGUUCAUGUUGGACAUCGCUCGUGGAAUGGAGUACCUGAGCAAUAAAAACUUCAUACACAGAGAUCUGGCUGCGCGCAACUGCAUGUGAGAAUCUACGAGCAGAGUAGACAGUGGCUUUAUCCCAAAUGGCACCCUAUUCCCUAUAGGGCCCUGGUCAAAACUAGUGCACUAAAUGGGGAAUGUGGCAACAUUUGAGACGCAACCUGUCACUUUACUCUUUCCUAACUGGAACUCCCUCUAAUAUGGUUUAACACUGAAUUUACUAGAGCUUUCUUUUGCCUGUGGGUUGGAUUGUGACCAUCUCCUGUCCUUUGUUCAUAGGCUUAGUGAAAACUUGACAGUCUGUGUGGCAGACUUUGGCCUGUCAAAGAAAAUCUACAGUGGCGACUACUACAGACAAGGAUCUGUCUCAAAGCUGCCUGUCAAGUGGAUAUCUCUGGAGAGUCUUGCUGACAAUGUCUACACUACUCAGAGUGAUGUGGUACAUACAAACAUAGACGCGCCCUCAUCUUGGUCACAGUACACACAAACUCAUACCUUCAUUUUCUAAAUGAUGGUGACACUGUAGGGUGGUAAUAUUUGAGUUUGGGAUCCCCAUCUUGAAAUCCUCUUUGUGAAAAGGAUUACAUUUGUGUUUUGUUAUGCAAUUCAAUGCAUCAUGGAUAGGAUGUUUAUUUUGUUUCCAGACCAAUCAAUUUCAUUUUUGAAUUUUUGAACCAUGUAGUGGCCCCAGAAGUUCACUGACUGAGUCCCUGUUUAAUAGAUAAGAUGUUGUUUGUUUUUGGAACUGUCAAUUCCUUAUUUUUGACUUUAAUGGCCCAGAAGUUAACUGACUGACUCUGUUUUCCCACAGUGGGCGUUUGGAGUCACCAUGUGGGAGAUCAUGGCACGGGGGCAGACCCCUUACCCUGGGGUGGAGAACUCAGAAAUCUACGAGUACCUCAUCAAGGGAGAGAGGCUCAAACAGCCACCUGACUGCCGAGACGACAUGUGAGUGGUCCACUGGGUCUGAUCGAAAAGGCCUUCAUCAGAACUGAUGGGAUCGGUGCUAUACUUUUCAAAUGACUUAAACAAUCAAAUUAUCAUCAUUGGUGCCAGAUUAAUAUUUUUACUGCCUAUUUAACCAGGUAACUCAUUGAGAACAUAUUCUCUUUUACAAUAAUGACCUGACAGUUCGAAUCGUCUUCCUCUUUUUUUCCCAGUUACGAGAUCAUGCAUAGCUGCUGGAGCCCUGUUCCCAAGUGCCGCCCCAGUUUCCAGCACCUGAUUGACCAGCUGGAGAGGCUGUGGGCCAGCCUAUCCCCAGGGCCUAGCUGUAUUAAGGAGGCCCUUCUCUACGUUAACCUGGAGAAUGACAAGGUGGAGCAGGGCGCAGGGGCACUGGGCACAGGGUCAGCAAUGCCCUGGCAGUGUGUGGGGAUGGAGGAAGAUGAAAAAGACUGGCUCAUGGUGUCUUCUGGGGUAGCUCUGGCUAUCGGUGGAGACUACCGCUACAUCAUUGGCCCUACCUGUAAUAGCAAUGAAGAGGAGGACGGUGGGAGGCAGGUUGACUCGAUGGAUACCUUGCAGCAAGAAGUUAGGGAUGAGAAAUAUGAAGACACGUUCAUUAAUGUGUGAUUUUAUAUUUCGACCACCAUGCUGCCUCCCCUGCCCUGACCGCAACUGACCUUGUGUACAGAUUUCACAGACUGGCAAAUUGGUUGUGGUGGGUUGGUCACUCACUACUGCCUUCCAGUGAAGUUUCUGAAAACAAAUGGCUGCUCACCAGCAUUACUUAAUGGAGCAAAGUUGGAUUGCAGUGCAUAUCUUACUGAACUUUUCUACCCAUUUUAUUGCAAGUUAUUCUGUGUAUUUUUGUACUUUAAACUAAAUGACUUCACACCCAGACACACACAAUCAGCCUUACUAUUACUUUGACAAAAAGCACAGUACAUUUAGAUCUUGACUGAUAUACAGUUAGUUAACUUUUCAAUGGAAAACUCACUGACAGAGGCAUUAUUUAGUAUGUAGAUACGCACCUUUUGAUGUUUAGGGACUGAAUUUAUUAACAAAUGCUCCCUAUGUCCCUAGUGUGCACUGUACUGUAGGUAUUGAACAUUGGUAUUUGUUGCUUUGCGAACUUACUCCCUUUCAUACUGUUGAAAAGAAAAUUACUCUUUGCAGUAAGGAAUUGAGACCAAAAGCUCAAGAGAAGUUUCAAGUGUUUAUUACCAAGGAUGCCGUCAGCUGAGUGCAUACAUUUAGAAAGUUCACAACACAUCUUAUACUCUUCCCUCCUUUUGGUCACCACCCUCUUUUAGGUGUCACCUACCCAGCUAUACAUUUUAUGACCCCAAUGAGUUUCCCUUAUCUACCCUGUGGAAUGUCCAUGGUCCUCUCUUUGGUUAGCUAGAUGUCAGAAUCACACCCCGUCCAUCUUCAUUGUCCUUGGCCUGACCCUGCUCCCUGAUCCGAGGCAAUUUCCUCUUAUCUGAUUAGGUCAACCUUUCCAAAUUAGCAUACAGUUUCAUGGCCUAAACUUCAUUAAUACUCACUGUAAUCACUCACUAAACAGGAUACAAACAAACUACAGUUUAACUUGAAACAUGUUAUAUUUGAACAGAAUCCAUCAAUACCCUAAACUCAAUAUAAAAAGCAGCUCCAGUCCAAAAGUGUCUAUUACACUCAUUCUUAAUCUGUAUUCUUAUUUAACCUUAGAAUAACAUUUAAUGGGACCACGACUGUUAGAAUCCCUUAAAGCAGUGGUCACCAUCCUUUUCUGAGUCCAGAUCACAUUCUGAGUCCAAAUGCAAGCAGAGUUCUACUGCUCAGAUUUAUAUUUUAUUUUUUACAUUACUUUAAAAAAUGUAUGCUUAUGCAACAUUAACCUAUUAAAAACAGUACUGUAGCAAUGAGGUUUGUGCAGUAGGCUGUAGACCCAAUACAUUAUCACUGCAUAUUGGAUUUGCUUCAAUUGCCCUGCCAAUGUUGUUCGGACCAUUUAAAAAUAUAUACUGAACAAAAAUAUAAACGCAACAUGCAACAGUUGGCAUUGUGUGACAACUGCAGCACAAGGUGCACCUGUGUAAUGAUCAUGCUGUUUAAUCAGCUUCUUGAUAUGCCACACCUGUCAGGUGGAUGGAUUAUCUUGGCCUAAGGGGAACUGCUCAAUAACAGGGAUGUAAACGAAUGUGUGCACAAAAUCUGAGAUAAUUUUUUUUUGUGCAUUUGGAAAAUUUCUGGGAUCUUUUAUUUCAGCUCAUGAAACAUGGGACCAACACUUAGCAUGUUGCGAUUAUAUUUUUGUUCAGUAUAGAUAAAAGGAUAAGUAGCAUAUCAUUUUUUUAUGUUUUCAUUUUUGUUCAGUGUAUAUUUCAAAAUGUAUGGUAGGCUAUAUGAUCACACCAGUAAUAGAUCAGUUGUAUUACUUGUAAGGCACAGCUGAGUGAGCAUACAUUUUAAAUAAUUAUUUUGGGGGGGCUGAUGGUGCCUGCAUCUGAUGGUCAGUCUCAGCGGAGGGAGAGAGCAGCAGACUGAGGGUCCACCUCUCAACGUCCCUCCACUCUCCCUUUCCUUUGCUGACCAAAAAGGAACACGGUCUUCCAGCUGAUGGUGAAACUCGAGUCACACCGCAUUAUUUCUGCCUCAUGCACAAAUUAAUGUUACUGGUAUGAACAGAGAAAGUGAAAUUCCUUGAUAUUAAAGACCCAAGCCUCUAAUAAUAACAACGCAAACGAUACACUUUCCUACUCAUUACAGAUGCAGUGCUGGUUGUAGCCCGUGGAAGUAGGAAGAAUGCGCAUUUUAUGGCUUAUAAAAGUGUUGAAUAAAAACUGUUGACAGAAGCUCUUUGCUGUAUUCCUUGACAGUCUCUCUCGUCAUGGUUUUAAACGGUUUGAAAUCUCACAGUAUCAACUUUGCUGUAUGUUAUUCUUUUUUUAUUGCCUGCUACUUUACUGCAGACACUGUUAUCUGAGCCAUGUGAUUAGCCAGCGGUAGGCCUAUAUAGCACUUGAUUUGCUCUCCGGGGCCGUUUGCACCUUCAGACACAUGAAAUGGUCCAAAAUGGGAACACUUCGCCUUCCCGGCGCGGAGGGCAGCUGAAUCGGGUCCACCUACCGUCAACAGUGCGAGACAAAUAAAAUAGGAACGCAAGGCUUUAUCGUUGGGUUUUUUACAUACAUUUUUGGCGAUCGACUAGGAAUGCCUUGGAGAUCGACCAGUCCAUGGCGAGGACCGGUUGGUGACCGCUGCCUUAAAGGGAUACUUAGGGAUUUUUGCAAUGAGGCCUUUUAUCUACUUCCCCAGAGUCCUAUGAAAUCGUUGAUACCAUUUUUAUGUCGGUGCAUCCCAUUUGAAGGAAGUUUCUCACUAGCGCUAGCACAACUGCUAACUAGCGUUAGCACAAUAACUGGAAGUCAUAGCAGAUACCCAUAGACUUCCAGUCAUUGCGCUAAUGCUAGUUAGCAUUGGGUCGCGAAACUACCUCCAACUUCCUUAAUACUGGACAUGGAGACAUAAAAAUGGUAUCAACAACUUCAUCUGACUCUGGGGAAGUAGAUAAAGACCUCAUUGCCAAAAUCCCAAAGUAUCUCUUUACAUUUUUUGUCAAUGAGUUAUUUUGAAGAGUACCAUUGAGAAUUGAUGAAACAGGAUAAUAUGCAGAACGUUGUAUGUAUUCAAUAACUAAGUUUACCAGAGUGUGAAUAUGGAUAUUAUGUGUUAAGACAUUAGCCUGAUAAAAUGGGAGUCUGUCGUUCACUGAUGUUCAAAGUGCUUACAGAGACACCCUUGAUUUUGCAUUCUGGAGCAUUCCAUGUAGGCUAUGGGAUAUCAAGGGACAUUAUGUUUUAAUAUGUAUAUUUUCAAUGUAUUUUUUGUAUAUUGUUAUAAAAUAAUGUCCAUAGAUACAACCCAGAUCAUUAAAAACAAAGACUUAUGAAGCUGAUGCUUUGUGUUGUGAUACUCUGACCAGUCCAUCCUUACCAGCCAGUGCCUAGUUGUUUGACAUUUGUACAUAAAGCUACAAUGUAAUUCACACCUCCAAGUGUAAGUAAAUAAAAAGUAUUGGUUGUUUCAUGAUCGUAUGGUAUAUUUGUCUUUAUACCUUCUGGGAGAGCAUGGAACUCACCCUCAGCCUAACUUCUAUGUGCCCCAGCUGAUCUGGAUAAAUGUAGUUAAAGAAAGUAAUUUUAAUGUAAAUUGUUAGAUACUAACCACGUUUUCAUGCAGUAAAGUCAUACUGUAUAAAAAAAAAAAAAAAACAUGACCGCUGUUUCUGUACAAUUGUAUAAAUGCCGACAGAAUUUGUUCGUUCGACAUGGUGGGAUCUUUUUGUUAUGCGAAAAAUGGCGGUGGAAACCCCUUUAUGCGCAAAUAUUGAUAAUAUAACCAUCAUAUUGAAGUAAACUUGGGAGUCACGCGAUGAUAUGGUGUGUGUGAUCCUCCCACUACGACUCGGCAAACCAUGUAGUGUAUUGGGCUACAGAUGAAAUAAAUUAUGAUUAACUUCACAGGGUAGUGAAAGUCCACGGUGAUCUUGAUCCUCCUUUUCCAAUAAAUAUUGAGGGUCUUAUUCUGGUGACAUGAUUGAUGCUUGACAAAAAAAUAUUCUGUUUUUUAUCCAUAAUAAUCUCAUCAUUUAGAUUUACUAGCCGACGGCCACUGUAUCUGCGAGCUGUUGGCUAGAGCGCAGGUGCCAAGACCAGAGAGACUAGAGUUAAAUGCGAUGGAAUUUGAAUUGGGUACAUGAAAAACGUAAUGGUGGACUAUGUAAUAAGCACUGAUUUGGUGGAAACACACCAAUGGUGGGAAAAUGCGCAUAUUUACUUCAUGUGGAUUAUUGAAUAUUUUCGCAUAUAAAUCUGUCGCCAAUUGGAUGGAAACCAAGUUUCUGAGAUUUGUAUUUUAUCCCAAUCCCUCCAGACACACACACACACACACACACACACACACACACACACACACACACACACACACACACAGAGAGAGAGAGAGAGAGAGAGAGAGAGAGAGAGAGAGAGAGAGAGUGGACAGGACAUAGUCAGCCUGGACCAGUUUAGGGAUAAAGUGCUCAAAGACACAACUGCAGGAGAUCGCAUCUAGGAUUUGAUACCUGGAACCCUCCAAUUGCUAGCUCAUAUCCCACCAGAUUUCCCUGACAGACCCGGGAUUCGACCUGCCUCUAACUGCUAUCCCAUAUAAACCCUUCGUAAAUGCAGAAUAUAUUUGCAAAUGACAGGAAAAUAUGACGAUGUGCCCUUGAGCAAGGCACUUAACCCUCUUUUCUCCCAUAAAUCGCUCUAGAUAAAAUGUAAAUGUAUAUUUUCUGUCAUGUCAUGGGGCCCCCAUUGAUUUUGUUAUGUUUGUGUCACUCAGAUAGCAUAAGAACAUGGCAGAAUGUGUAGAAUCGCAGAAAACAUCCUUUAAAACUGUAAAAUGUUCUCUCAGCCAUUGCAAAAUGUGUAGAGAUGCAGAAAACAACCUUUAAAACUGUCAAAUGUUCUCUCAGCCCCAUGCCAAAAAUAUGUAGCUCCACGCUAACUUUACUACCCCUGCUGAAAAAAAAUCAUACGGGAAACACUGCAUUUCAACUGCCUCAAAUUUAGUACAACUGUCUUUUAGCUUUUGCCUCAAACCAAAACCACUACUGCGUUGUUUAUGUUGAUCUCAUGGGCUGUCAGUGUUUGAAUCCAAAUGAAUGGACAUCCCCAGCCCUCAGUUUUACAGACUCGGGAUUGUGGCUAUAAUGAUUGUAAAUGCAAUUUGUGCUGCGUUCAUAACCAAAUGGGAAGGUGGUAUUUACCACAUACGACUGGGAAAAUCCACUUGUCUCCAACUGGUAGCCUAAUUGCUAGUGGGGAAACCCUGUCUAAACCGGAUGCAGUUUGAUUGACAUCUUAAGUGGAGGUCCAAUUCACAAUCGUUGCCACCUCGGCCCUCGAUUUAGCGAGUGAAGAACUUUGAUCACUUUUGGGGUUGAUAUGACCCACAGGUUGCAUUCCAAACACUUAAAAGACACACCUGUUAAAUGCAAACUAUAGUAAUGUGUCAAACUCCGGUGGCCGCGAAGUGUCAAAUGUAAUCAACAGGGGCUGCAUUUUCGGCAUGUGAGACAUAAUGAAGCUAGCUUGCUAAAACAUAUUUAGAUGACAUUGAUUUUAUCGUUGGCAAAUUGGAAUGACCCUCAAAUUGGCUGUCUCGUAGUGAAGAGCCUACAACGUAGCUAGCUUCAUAAACAUGUAUUGGAAUUCUGAAAUGUAUUGGAAUAACUACUUGAGUAAAAGUAUUUGGUUUUAAAUAUACUUGAGUAUCAAAAGUAAAUGUAAUUAGUAAAAUAUACUUAAGUAUCAAAAGUAAAAGUAUAAAUCAUUUCAAAUUCCUUAUAUUAAGCAAACCAGACGGCACAAUGUAUGUUUUUUUAAAUGUACAGAUAGCUAGGGGCACACUCCAACACUCAGACAUAAUUUACAUACGAAGCGUUUGUGUUUAGUGAGUCCGUCAGAUCAGAGGCAGUAGAGAUGACCAGGGAUGUUCUCUUGAUAAGUGUGUGAAUUGCAUUCUAAAUGUAAUGAGUACUUUUGAAUGUCAGGGAAAAUGUAUGGAGUAAAAAGUACAAUAUUUUCUUUAAGAAUGUAGUGAAGUAAAAGUAAAAGUAAAAGUAGUCAAAAAUAUAGAUAGUAAAAUAAAGUACAGAUACCCCAAAAAAACGACUUAAGUAGUACUUUCAAGUACCCCCUGUAUAUAGCCUCGUUAUUGUUAUUUUAUUGUGUUACUUUUUAUUAUUUUUUACUUCAGUUUAUUUGGUAAAUAUUUUCUUAACUCUUUCUUGAACUGCAUUGUUGGUUAAAGGCUUGUAAGUAAGCAUUUCAUAGUAAGGUAAUUGUAUUAGUAAUACCUGUUGUAUUCGGCGCAUGUGACAAAUAGUUUGAUUUGAUUUAAUAUAUUUCGUUUUUUAGUUUUAGAUUUGUGUAUUGUUGUGAAUUGUUAGAUAGUACUGCACUGUUGGAGCUAGGAACACAAGCAUUUCGCUACACCCGCAACAACAAUUGCUAAAUAUGUGUAUGUGACCAAUAACAUUUGAUUUGAUAACACCGAGUUGAAAUUUAAUUACAGUGAAAUCGCAGGUAAAUUCGUGCAUUGACCAUUUCAAUCUGGUUAGAGCUGGUUGGCUAGCACAUGUAGCUUCCCCCGAAUAAGAAUGCCCACGAAUUUUGUCUGUCGUUACGUAUACAGUCGCCAUAUAGACGUGUUCAAUUUAGAUUAUAUUUAUACCCCAACCGUUCUGUCUUUGUUGAAGGGCCCCCUACCAUAAAGCGGGGAGUUUCAAACCUCCCCAUGGCAGCGUUCCGUACCACCUCAGCAUGCAUUUUCUCCCUCGGUUUUGAAUCAUGUGAUACAAAAGCGCUGAGUCUGCGCAGUAAGACGUGAACGUGCGUCCGCGGAGCUGUGACGUCGUUCUACAGCACGCAUGAUUCCUCCAGUUUGGAGAUGCGAGGUACAGUAUAUUAUGCUUUCAAUUGAGAAAAAGGAAGGGAUUAUACAAGGAAUCGACGACUACCAUCGCAUAUGUUGAUCCAUUCAAAUCUGCAAAA
Molecule: messenger RNA, 35989 nt
Organism: Coregonus sp. 'balchen'
Lineage: Eukaryota; Metazoa; Chordata; Actinopteri; Salmoniformes; Salmonidae
Source: the annotation of a GenBank genome assembly